GCGAGUUACGAAGUCAAAUUUGGAGAGGGAGGGAGAAAGGGGAGAGAGAGGGAGUAGACGAAAAAAGUGUACAUUAUGCGUUGCCAGAAACUACACGCGAAGAACACGGGGUAGGCUUGAUAUAAAUCAGAGUCGUGUUUUGCUUUAGGAGGGGAAGAGAAGAAAUCGAAAUCGUAGAGAAGUGUUUCUACAGCUACAAGAAACGUUCUGUCAACGUUGUGACAUUUAUUUUUCAUAAGAAAAAGAGCUGAAAGCAGCAAUGGCGCCCUCUCUCCUCCAGGCCUAUAGUAGGCGCUGGUGGAUGGCUGUGACGGCAGUGUUGGAGAACCUGCUGUGUUCUGCCGUGCUGCUGGGAUGGGGCUCCCUCCUCCUCAUGCUGAAGGGCGAGGGUUUCUACUCACACCUCUGCUCAGAGAACGACACGAUGGCCCACUUGCUGGCGAUGGGCAACCUGACUUCCUGGGAGAGUGGUAUCUGGGUGAGCUGUGUGGACCAGGAGGAAAUGCUCAACCUGGGCUUCACCAUCGGCUCCUUCCUCCUCAGCGCUGCCACCCUGCCCCUGGGCAUCCUCAUGGACAAGUACGGCCCGCGCCCACUACGCCUCCUCGGAAGUUUUUGUUUUGGUCUCUCUUGUGCCAUGAUGUCAAUAUCAGCGUACGAUCCUCAUCAGCUCUCUGCUCUCAUCUUUCUGGCCCUCUCCUUCAACGGCUUCGGAGGAAUCUGCUUGACCUUCACCUCCCUUACGAUACCCAACAUGUUUGGCAGUCGGACCUCUACCAUCAUGUCUUUCAUGAUUGGCUCCUACGCCUCAUCUGCCGUCACCUUCCCGGGAGUCAGGCUGAUCUAUGAUGCGGGCGUGUCGUUCCGGGUGAUUAUGUGGGUGUGGUCGGGUCUAGCAGGCUUCGUCUUCCUCAACUGUUUCUUCAACUGGCCAGUGGAGGCCUUGCCCACGCCGGACGAGGUCGACUACAUUAAGAAGUUAGCAUUGACUGAUGUGUCUGGAGACCAUAAGGGGGUGGGGGAGAGUUUGAGUCAGAAGAAUGGAGACCUGAAACACUCCACUGAGAAACUCCCAGCCGUAACACAGAACACCAUUCCAUUCCGUAGGUCCGUGUUCUCGCCCAUCUUCCUGUGGAGUCUAGUUACCAUGGGGAUGACCCAGCUCAGGAUCAUUUUCUAUAUGGGUGCCAUGAACAAGAUGCUGGAGUUCCUCGUCACCCACGGCAACCCUUACUCCUCUGUUUUGAUCGUCGAGGCAGAGGAGAAAGUGAGUUUCUACUCGUCCAUCUUCGGCAGCCUGCAGCUGCUCUGUCUGGUCACCUGUCCUCUGAUUGGCUACAUUAUGGACUGGAGGAUGAAGGACUGUGUGGACGAGACCAGAAAAGACACAGAGACAGAGAAGAGGCCAGCAGACGGGCUGACGAGAGACAAAAAGAUCCAGAAAAUCACUAAUGCCAUGAGAGCCUUCAUCUUCACCAAUCUGCUACUGCUGGUGUUCGGAGUGUGCUGUCUGAUAGACAACCUGCGGCUCCAGAUCCUGACCUUCAUCCUCCACACCAUUGUCAGAGGUUUCAUCCACUCCUGUAGUGGAGGCCUUUAUGCUGCUGUAUACCCCUCUAACCACUUUGGAACUCUGAUUGGGCUGCAGUCGAUGAUCAGUGCUGUGAUCGCCCUGCUGCAGCAGCCUCUCUUCAUCGUCAUGGUGGGAUCCCUGCACGGAGAUCCCUACUGGAUCAACCUGGGCAUGAUCCUCUUCUCAUUGGCUGGCUUUUUGUUGCCUGGAUACCUUUUCUACCAUCGCAGACACCUGAUCCAGGAGAAGGAGGCUCAGGACAAGAAUGCCACUGGCCAGGAGAGAGAGGCUCUCAACCACUCAGAAAUCAACGGCCUCAAACACCGUAGCAAUGGUCACAGCAUCCAGUAAGCGUAGGAAGUGGUUCUGGAGCAAUGCUAAGGAUUCUUGGAACUGUAGGAUUAUUUGUAUCAAUGUUCAUGGUAUCCACCAAAUCACUAACCACAAUAUCGUCAAGUAAAUGUUAUUUUUUUGCAUUGUUAGCAUUAUUAAUGUUGCUGUUUUUGUUGCCUCAUGGCUUCAUUCAAUCUGUAUCGUGGAAGUUCAACGCCUAAGCCCAAAAGAUAUUUAAAGGCAAUGUUCCCACGUUGGCGCAGACUGCAUUCACGGUAAACGCUGCGUAUGUCGGCUCAAUCGGAAAUGACCAUGACAUUUCUAUCGCUUCAGCGAGGCAGAUUGAAUAGAGCCCUAAACCAUAGAACUUCCAACCAUGAUCCACUAACAUGUCAAAUACUAGUCAAUGGAGCUGCUUGAAUUGGACUGUCUUGAUAAGUUAUCAUAAUGUUGUUGUUGAUUUAUUUGCUGUGUGGCUAGUCCAAGACUUCUAUGGUCCUUGAAAGACCCUUCAGUGGCGUGUUACUCUUUUAAUAUUUCUCAAUCCAUGUUGAUAAAGAACACACAACACCAAAGAAUGAUAUUCAGAUAUGAAUUGUGCAGCUUCUACUGAAACAAAACAAUGAUAGUGUUUCUGUUUCGGUUAAUCAAAUUUGUCACAGGCGAAGGAUGUAUCAAAAUGACAUGUAAGAAAAUGUGAAUAGCAUAGUUAUAAGGUUGUACUACGAGGCUUGGGUGAAGUCAGACACCCAGCCAGGAAGAAUGCUACAAUUUGUUAUACCAAAUAUUAUGCCAUUGCUUUUUUUAUUGCAAUCAUAUUUUUCUCCGAACUUUCUCUUAUCGCAUAAACCAACAUGCAUAUGUGCUGGCUCUUGCGCUCACUCUUUCACAGACAGACCGACUGUAGAGACACUAACUACCUCUUCUAUUCCCUAACCGUCUCUCUACAACCAAGACCCAUUUGUGUGCCUGUGUGAGUGUACCGUGUUUGUAGAUUUGUCUUUUCAUUGGUCAAUUUAUCCCUCAUUAGCCAUGUAAUAUGUAGAUGUUUUAUUUUUGGUAUGAUCAUUUUAUUUUUAAAACAAUAUAAACAUAUACAGACAAAAGACAACGUAGAUAUUCUAUGCCUAGAUUGUUUGAAGAUUGACGAAGUGAAGUCAAAUCGGUCAUUCUCCACUGAACUCUCAUUUCAAGAUUU
Messenger RNA from Salvelinus fontinalis (brook trout), 3104 nucleotides. It is a transcript of the gene slc43a1a, whose product is annotated as solute carrier family 43 member 1a. The coding region runs from base 260 to 1924 and encodes 554 amino acids. NCBI's taxonomy places the organism in Eukaryota, Metazoa, Chordata, Actinopteri, Salmoniformes, Salmonidae. Gene Ontology annotation, molecular function: L-amino acid transmembrane transporter activity; neutral L-amino acid transmembrane transporter activity. The record is from RefSeq and is a predicted model, not a curated record. Gene Ontology annotation, biological process: neutral amino acid transport; transmembrane transport. The transcript is spliced from 15 exons.